Messenger RNA from Amorphotheca resinae ATCC 22711, 1557 nucleotides. RefSeq lists its product as hypothetical. Bases 1 to 1557 code for a protein of 518 amino acids. NCBI's taxonomy places the organism in Eukaryota, Fungi, Ascomycota, Leotiomycetes, Helotiales, Amorphothecaceae. Gene Ontology annotation, molecular function: ATP binding; cAMP-dependent protein kinase activity. Gene Ontology annotation, cellular component: nucleus; cAMP-dependent protein kinase complex. The record is from RefSeq and is a predicted model, not a curated record. The transcript has 4 exons. Gene Ontology annotation, biological process: peptidyl-serine phosphorylation.
AUGCCGACUCUCGGAUUUUUGAAGAAGAUACGGUCCAAGGAGCAGAAAAACUCCCCUUCUUCCAGCCAGGUUACUAGUCCGAUAACCCCCACCUCAUCCAGAGGCUUCGACAAUACCAAACCGUCCAUCUCCUCCCAAUCUACGAACCCUCAAGCUGAAGGCACAUCUCAAUCCCCCGCCCCCAUCAAGGAAGAGAGUCCCGCCGUUGCGGGCGAGCCACGACUAAUGACGCAAGGGGUCGCCCACCAACAGCAGACCUACGCGGCGUCUCCUGGCAACACGGGUUCUGCAGAGCAGCAGAACCUACCCAGCAUCAAUAACCUCAUUCACCCUCCGCAACACGAUGGCGCGACCCAAUCACAUCCAGCACAGGAGGCAUCGAACACUCCAGCCGCUGCCAAUGCCGGGGCCAGUAAUCCUCAACACCAUACCCAACAUCAUACCGAACAUCAUACCCAACAGCAUACCGAACAGCAUACCCAACAUCAUGCCCAACAGCAUACCGAACAGCAUGCCCAACAUCAUGCCCAACAUCAUACCCAGCAAUUGCCGCAGGCACAGGCGGUGCAGCAGCAGCCGCAGAUAAGACAGACCAAGGGCAAAUACUCACUGGCGGACUUCGAACUACAGCGGACACUUGGCACUGGAAGUUUUGGAAGGGUGCACUUAGUCCAAUCGAAACACAACCAACGGUUCUAUGCUAUUAAGGUGCUGAAGAAGGCGCAGGUUGUGAAGAUGAAGCAGGUUGAACAUACUAAUGACGAGCGAAGGAUGCUACAAGAAGUCAAGCACCCCUUUCUUAUUACACUGUGGGGCACGUUCCAAGACUCGAAAAACUUAUACAUGGUGAUGGAUUUUGUAGAGGGAGGAGAACUAUUUUCUUUGUUACGAAAAUCACAGCGUUUCCCUAAUCCAGUAGCAAAGUUUUACGCUGCAGAAGUCACUUUAGCACUUGAAUAUCUUCACUCCAAGCAUAUCAUCUACCGAGACCUGAAGCCAGAAAACCUGCUUCUUGAUCGGCACGGCCAUCUCAAGAUCACGGAUUUCGGUUUCGCCAAGAAGGUCCCUGACAUCACUUGGACCCUUUGUGGAACCCCUGAUUAUCUGGCACCGGAAGUGGUUUCAAGCAAGGGGUAUAAUAAGUCCGUAGACUGGUGGUCAUUAGGCAUAUUAAUUUUCGAAAUGCUUUGCGGGUUUACACCUUUCUGGGACGGCGGUUCUCCAAUGAAGAUCUACGAGAACAUUCUUAAAGGCCGGGUCAAGUACCCGCCUUAUAUCCAUCCAGAUGCGCAAGACUUGCUUCAACGUCUGAUCACUGCCGACUUAACGAAACGGCUGGGCAACCUGCACGGAGGUUCAGAAGACGUCAAGAAUCAUCCCUGGUUUGCCGAAGUCACGUGGGAGAGAUUGGCCAAGAAGGAUAUUGAUGCACCAUACGUUCCACCUGUCAAGGCUGGUGUCGGUGAUGCAAGCCAAUUUGACAAGUAUCCUGAAGAGACAGAGCAAUAUGGACAGCAGGGCCAUGAUGAAUUUAGUAAAUUAUUCCUCGACUUCUAG